AUGACUGAGCCCAGGGGUCAGAUAAAGAGUUCAAAUGGUGAAAGCAGUACUGUAAUGGGACUGCAGUCUGCUUCAUUCAACCCUGAUGUCCCAUCUUCCUCUUUGUCUCCAAAACUUGGCCAGAGCAACUUCAGGAUAGUCAGCCGCACACAGGACAGCAGUCCCUAUCCGAUCCCCGGCAUGGCAGCAGACAUCCUGCACAUGCGAGUGAAAGAAGGAAGCAAGAUCCGCAAUUUGCUGCGGUUUGCAACAGCUCGCUUGCAAGGGGAGGGAAAGGACAGCAAUGGGACAUCCUUGAGACAGGUAGUCUUCACUGGCUCAGGUAGAGGAGUCACCAAGACCAUCACUUGUGUGGAGAUUCUGAAACGUAAAGUGGGAGGGCUCCACCAGGUGUCCAAGCUCUACUACAAGAUGGUGAAUGAGAUUUGGGAGAGUCCACAACAGGGAGCACCGGGUAUAACCAUGCAAAGGACAGUCCCUGCUAUCUGUAUCCUGCUCUCUAAAGACCCUCUGGAUUCCCAAGAGCCUGGAUACCAACCCCCCCAUAGCCUGCGUGUUCCCACAGAGGAUGCAGAGAGUAAUAGAGCUCUACUCAGGCCAGCUCAGCACAGUCCCUCCUCACAGCACACAGCCAAGAGAGUCUGUCUGGAUGACUAG
Molecule: messenger RNA, 657 nt
Organism: Micropterus dolomieu (smallmouth bass)
Lineage: Eukaryota; Metazoa; Chordata; Actinopteri; Centrarchiformes; Centrarchidae
Product: ribonuclease P protein subunit p25-like protein
Exons: 1
Coding region: 1-657 (218 amino acids)
Biological process (GO): tRNA 5'-leader removal
Cellular component (GO): ribonuclease MRP complex
Molecular function (GO): RNA binding
Source: RefSeq, a predicted model, not a curated record